AUGGCCGAAGAAAAAGUCCAACAUGAGGAAGAAGCAGUGGCUCCCUCUCCAAGCCAUUUGGAAGAUCCAGAUACUUUCAAGCAGGUGGAACGCCGCCUGGUGCGCAAGAUCGAUUUGCGUAUCAUCCCUUGGGUCGCCAUAUUGUACUUGAUGCUUAGUCUUGAUCGAAACAAUAUCGGCAAUGCACGGCUUGGAACAUUGGAAGAGGAUUUGCAUCUUAGUGGCAACGACUAUUACACUGCAUUGACGAUCUUUUUUGCUGGAUAUGUUAUUUUUCACAUCCCGUCGAAUCUCAUGGUGAAGAGAUUGAAGCCAUCCCGUUGGAUUUCAGCUACGAUGGUUCUAUGGGGUGUCUGCUCCAUUUGCCAAGCCGCUACAAACAAUGCUGCAGGAUUGAUCGCAUGUCGUUUCUGGUUGGGAGCAUUCGAAACGGGUGUAGGACCAUCAACACCAUUGUAUCUAUCAUUUUGGUACCAGCGUGAGGAGCUUGCAUCAAGAGUAGCCCUUUACUUUGGCUCAUCUACAUUGGCAGGUGCCUUUUCAGGUGCCAUCGCCUAUGGAGUACUAGGUAAUCUUGAAGGUGUACAUGGCAUAGCAGGUUGGAGAUGGCUUUUCAUUAUCGAAGCUGCGCCAACGAUUUUCCUCGGUCUCUUGAGCUUUGUGAUGUUACCUGACUUGCCCGAGACGGCUGGGAGAUGGCUGACUAAGGAUGAAAAAGCCGUAGCAGUGAUGCGUACACAAUCUAGCGGCAACACCGAUGAUAAGCCAUUUGACAAGCACCAAUUCAUUUCAGCGUUAAUCGACUAUAAAAAUUGGCUAGCAGUGAUGAUCUAUGUUGGAUUGAAUGUCGCUCUCGCCAGCUAUGCUGUCUUUGCCCCAACCAUUAUUCGUGAUCUCGGUUUCAGUGCACUGAAUGCUCAAUUGCUCAGCAUUCCACCGUAUGCCGCUGCGUGCGUGCUAGUAUUCCUUGUAUCUUGGAAUUCGGAUCGCACCCUACAGCGUGGGUAUCAUAUUAUGGCCGUAUCGUGCUUGGCAAUCAUUGGAUACAUUUUCCUUUUGGCAACUCUUAAUGUUGGAGUGCGUUACGCUGGCGCUGUUUUGGUGGCAUGUGGUGUAUACCCCAUCAUUCCUCUGACCUUGUCGUGGGUAUCCAACAAUAAUCUUGGGCACACAAAGCGUGGCGUGGCUAUUGGCAUGACAAGCAUGAUCGCACAGUGCUUCAGUAUGUUGGGAACCCAGAUUUACAAGACCGAGGAUAGCCCACGCUAUAUCAAAGGUCAUGCAGUAUGUUUGGUGUUCAUGUGCCUAGCAUUUAUUGCAGCAGCAUUGCUUCGUUUCUUGCUCAAGCGAGAGAAUGAUCGUCGCGACCGUGAAUAUGGUAAACCAGAUUCGACUGAUUUAUCCGAAGUCCAAACCGGUGAUCGCCUUUACGACAAGCAUCCCAAAUUCCGUUACGCUUUGUAA
This is a messenger RNA of Lichtheimia ornata, 1464 nucleotides long. RefSeq lists its product as uncharacterized. Gene Ontology annotation, molecular function: transmembrane transporter activity. Gene Ontology annotation, cellular component: membrane. The record is from RefSeq and is a predicted model, not a curated record. Bases 1 to 1464 code for a protein of 487 amino acids. The transcript has 13 exons. Gene Ontology annotation, biological process: transmembrane transport. Lineage: Eukaryota; Fungi; Mucoromycota; Mucoromycetes; Mucorales; Lichtheimiaceae.